AUGACUUCUGCUAUUAUUCAAAGCGAUUAUGAUGUUAACAACAUUAUUGGGACUGAACAUGGAAUACAAUAUUCAACUGCUAUUGACUCAAAUUCUCAACCAUCCGCUUCAAUUCCAGAUGAAGAAGUUCAAUAUUCUAUGUGGAAUAUGUUUAAAAGACACAUUCCUCGACUUAUUUUAACUGUUCUCGUGGAUAUUGUGAUACCUCUUGUUCUCUAUUUCGUCUUACAAAAGUACUUGUUAUCGGUUUAUGCUUUGUUGAUUGCAGGAUGUCCAGCACUUAUUAUGGUUAUUGUUAAAGCUGUAUGGUCGCGAACAUUUGAUGGUAUUGGUUUUCUGGUAUUUAUCGGUUUCUUUAUCUCGGCUAUAGUCGCUAUUAUUACUAAAAAUGCUCGUGUACUAGUAUUUGAAAAAUCUCUUAUUACUGCUGUCAUGUCUGCGAUAUUCUUGGUUAGUUUAAUACCAUUUCAUAUAAGAUGUGGACAACGAGUUAAUUUGAAACUGAGACCAUUGGUCUAUUAUUUUUAUAUGGAUUUAAUACCAAUGGGAAAGAGGCAAGCUGGUCUUAGUCGAGUAAUCAUUGUUGAUCAACAUGAUAAUAGAUAUAGAGAAUUGCAAGAAGAAAUAGAUGAUAUACAGCAGACAACUUCUGAAAGACUGAUUGAACCAUCUAAAGAGGAAGUAGAGGCUGUUUAUGAUUGGAUUUAUCAUCAUUGUUCAAGUUUUCGAUAUUCAUGUUAUGGUCUUACAAUUCUUUGGGCUAUUGGAUUUAUGGUUGAGUUUGGGGGGCGAUUAGCGCUCGUUUUUGCUCAUUUAUCAGUGAAUAUAAUUGUUCUCUACGCUAAUGUGAUGUUGGCAGUUGUUGCAUCACUAUGUGCGCUUUCCUCGAUGAUUAUUAUCAUUAUUGAAAGACGACAAACAAUGAAUCAAAUUAAACAAUGGCAAUUAGAAAACUUACAUCAUACUCCUACUGCUGUUACCCAUAUGCAAGUUUAG
Didymodactylos carnosus is the source of this 996-nucleotide messenger RNA. The record is from the annotation of a GenBank genome assembly. Lineage: Eukaryota; Metazoa; Rotifera; Eurotatoria; Philodinida; Philodinidae.